AGACGCACGGGCUAGGUCAGGUGCGGGCUAGCGCGGCUGUUAUCGAUUAGAAAAAAAGCUCCCGCCGCGCCAUUCACUCGCCGGCUCGCCAGGCCCUCGACGACCGACGACUCGACGACACCGCCCGCACAUCCGCCCGCACAUCCGCCAUGGCCGUCGACGAAGCGCUCCAGCAGCCGCUGAACUUCACGGGCCACCGCCACCUGGUGUCGCGCCUGCUGCUCGCGACCCUCACCGGACGCCCGAUCCGCAUCUCGCAGAUCCGCUCGGCGUCGACCAGCCCCGGCCUCACGCGCUACGAGACCAACUUUGUGCGCCUGCUCGACGCCGUCACCAAUGGCGGCCAGGUGCAGUUCAGCAUGACGGGCACGACGCUCGUCUACCGCCCCGGCCUCAUCACCGGCUCGGCAGAGGGCCUCGGCGCCCACGGCGGCGUCAUCCGCCACGAGAUCCCGCGCGAGUGCGCCCGCAGGGGCGUCUCGUGGUGGCUGAUCCCGCUGUGCAUCCUGUCGCCCUUCGCCAAGGACAAGGUCAACGUGAUCCUGCACGGCGAGGGCUGCGUCACGGGCGCGACCCCCAGCGGCGACGUCAGCGCCGACACGGUCCGCACCGCGCUACUACCACUAUACAAGCCCUUUGGCAUCGAGCGCAAUAUCGAGCUGCGCAUCCUGCGCCGCAGCUGCGCCCCGGGCCCCGCCAAGAGCGCCGGCGGCGAGGUCCAGCUCGUCUUCAACCACCAGGUGCGCCUGCCCAAGACCCUGCACCUGCUCAACCCGGGCCGCGUCAAGAAGAUCCGCGGCGUCGCCUACUGCGUCGAGGUCCCCAAGAGCAACAACGAGCGCAUGAUCCACGAGGCCCGCGGCAUCCUCAACAAAUUCGUGCCCGACACAUACAUCUUCUCCGACGCCUCGCCCGCGCCCCUGAUCCCAACCACGCAAAAGGGCAGCGCCGGCGCCAAAGUGAAGGGGGCCGUGGGCUUUGGCCUGAGUCUGGUCGCCGAGAGCAGCACGGGCUGUCUAUACAGUGCCGACGUGUGCUCGCCGCCCGAGGGCGGCGUGCCAGCCGACGACAUCGGCAAGCAGUGCGCGUACCAGCUGUUGGAGAAGAUCUCGCAGGGCGGCGCCGUGGAGAAGAUCGCCGCGCCCACAGUGCUGAUGCUCAUGGCCAUGGGGUCCGAGGACGUCGGCAGAGUCGCGUUGGGCAAGGACGUGCUGGCUAGCGAGGAGAUCAUCUCGCUGGCUCGAGACUCAAAGGUGUUUGGCGGCAGUGGGUGGGGAUUCCGCGAGAACGGCGGCGACCAGGACCGCGGCGAGAUUGUUGUGAGCGUGGUUGGCCGCGGCGUGGGCAACGUCGGGCGGAAGGUAGCGUAGCGUAGCGUAGCGAAGCGUUGCUUAACGUAACGUAGCGUAACGUAGUCACAGAGAGCUUGCAUGGUUUGGCGUUUGGGGCGGAAAAGCAUGUAGAAUCAACG
Boeremia exigua is the source of this 1471-nucleotide messenger RNA. RefSeq names its product RNA 3'-terminal phosphate cyclase/enolpyruvate transferase. NCBI's taxonomy places the organism in Eukaryota, Fungi, Ascomycota, Dothideomycetes, Pleosporales, Didymellaceae. The coding region runs from base 150 to 1370 and encodes 406 amino acids. The record is from RefSeq and is a predicted model, not a curated record. Gene Ontology annotation, molecular function: RNA endonuclease activity. The transcript has a single exon. Gene Ontology annotation, biological process: ribosome biogenesis; endonucleolytic cleavage of tricistronic rRNA transcript (SSU-rRNA, 5.8S rRNA, LSU-rRNA). Gene Ontology annotation, cellular component: nucleolus.